Messenger RNA from Macrobrachium nipponense, 2105 nucleotides. Its product is annotated as transient receptor potential cation channel subfamily A member 1 homolog. The transcript is spliced from 2 exons. Bases 976 to 1671 code for a protein of 231 amino acids. The record is from RefSeq and is a predicted model, not a curated record. NCBI's taxonomy places the organism in Eukaryota, Metazoa, Arthropoda, Malacostraca, Decapoda, Palaemonidae.
GCAAAGCAACAAGUAGAAGCUCUUCGUUUCCCGCCAUUCUUCCGACUGAGGUGUGUGAGUGGCUCACUAGUUGCCAGGCGGUGUCUUGAGCAAGGACACUAGUGUCCGACACCGGUGGCGGACACUAGUGUCCCUCGUGCGUAAGAGCCUUAGCCGGUCGGCUGGUGUCUGUAGACCGGGCUCGAUCCACAGUUAGCGAGUUCGGUGCCAUACCAAUCACCCUAUCUAGUAGCUAGAUAGAUGGGUGACAGAUAGUACUCUGUAAGAGAUUCGAUGAGACCUUGUUGACAUUGUUAUCCUCGAUGAUGAAAGAAACUAUUUUAAUUGUUUCCUGCUGUUUUUCAUGACGAAAUUCUACGAAUGUUAAGAUUUCCAUGUAUUGUUUUAAACAACUCGCAACCAUUCCAUUACCGGUUUAAGAUUGAAUAAUCCUGCCAUGAAAGUGAACGACUGUGAUGCAUAUGCAUAUGGUGGCAUAUAUUAGCAAUUACAUAACUGGUAAGGCUUCGUAUCAUGGCAGACAUCUUCUCGACAGUUAAGGUAUACGCAAGACAACACUAAUGCUGGUUAGCUUAAGUCUUUAUGAUUAUUAGCCUUUUCUAUUUCAAAUUAUGCAAUUACAAGUUUGUAUAUUUUUUAGAUCGUUUUUGUUAUGAGAUCAAUGUUUUCUUAGGCACCCUCUCAACCUGAACCAUUAUUUUGUUUUAUUUAUAACCAUUCUCAAUAAGUUUGGAUAUGCUGUUAUGCAACAACAUACAUGCUGUAUGUGACGCCGUCAUAAUAUGAACCCAAAUAAAACACCAUGUAUUACAGCUAUAUCUUUGAAGAAAUAUAAACCUCAUUGUCAUUUUUAGUAAUUAUAUCCCAACUGUAAUUCUUUACCAAUUAUAUAGUAGUUGCUUGCGUCAUUCUUGUUACUUAGGCAAAUGACUGUUGAUGUCUGAGUACUCCAACUUCACCUUUUCUCCUUAACAAAUGAUUAAUAGUGGAAAACUGGACCUUUCUCACUCUCAUCAGCUGUAUGUAGGCUACCGUCAGCUGAAGCGACUGGCCCCAGUCAUGAUCAGUUAUGUCUUUUCCGGUGUGCUACUUGUCAACUGGACGGAAUGCAACGUUGUCACUGAAAUAAGAGAAGAAUGGCAGUGGGUAUGUGGUGUCCUGUCAGUGAUGUUAAGCUGGUUCAACGUGGUCAUGUUGCUGGGUUGGAUACCAGCUUUCGGACUUUACCUCAUCAUCCUGAAUGAUUUCAUGAUGACGAUGCUGAAACUUGCAUUUUUCUUCUUCCUCCAAGUCAUCGCAUUUUCUGUCGCCUUCCAGAUGCUUCUGAGAGACCACUUUGUCUUCAGUAACUACGCCAGGUCCCUCAUGAAAAUACUAACCAUGGUCAUGGGAGAUUUAAGUUACGAUGAUCAUUUCAGUAACAAGGAAAGACCCUUACAUUACCCAUUACUCAGUCACCUGCUACUCAUUUGUUUCUUGGGAAUUAUCGGUGUCAUCACGCUCAAUCUGAUUAGCAAUUUUUCGAAUGACGAGCUGGAUAAGGCGAAGAAGGAGACGAAAUUGGUAACUUUGUCGCACCAGGUAACAAUGAUACUAGAAAUGGAGUCCAUGUUUCCUCCUCUGCGCAGGCAUUAUGCACGAGGCUGGGUGGAGGAUUCACCUCCAGCAUAAAGUAUCAUCCACCAUAGCGCUGGUGGCUCUUGCAAGGAAUUACCAGAAAACAUUUGAACGAAAACAAAUCAGGUAGCUCUUAUAGCUGUUCAGUUGGUGAUGAAAAGUGUUUAUGGAGGAUAUGAGAAUUCAGGUUAGUGAACUGAAGUCAAACAAGAAAUAAGCUAAUCAUAAUUAAUCAAGGUGUGAGUAACACUCUGUAGGAAACUUGAAAAAUAGGUCAAUUUGCAUUGCUUUCAUAUCAGAAUGCCAAAGAUGGGGCAAAUUUGCCUCUUGUGGUCACAAACAUUAUUUUGAGGUAUAUUUUAUGUAUUAACAUAUAGUUACAUAUUUAUGUUUAUAUACUUCAAAAUGUGUAGCUUAUGUCGAAUGUUUUGAAUCUAAAGUCAUUCUGUUAUGGUCUCUUUAUAUAUGUGUAGUAAUAUAUAUAUAUA